CUGUCCGGGUCUGGCUGCCCCUCGGGAUGAAGCCGGGUUGGGAGUUCCCUGCUCGCCCUUCUCACUUUCUCCAGAGCUAGGCGAGUCAAAGCUUCCCGGGACAGAGACUGCCAACGGGACCAGAGGAGCAUCACCAUGGACCCUUCAGCCCUUGACAUGGCCAUCCAGCAUGCCCUGGCAGGGCUCUACCCGCCUUUCGAAGCCACUGCCCCCACCGUCCUGGGUCAAGUGUUCCGGCUCCUGGACUCUGACUUCCGGGGAGAUGGGCUGAGCUUCCUCCUGGAUUUCCUCAUCCCUGCCAAGCGUUUGUGUGAGCAAGUGCGGGAAGCAGCCUGCGCCCUCUACACCCACUGCCUCUUCCUGCAUGAGGGCUGGCCGUUGUGUCUCCGGGAUGAGGUCGUGGUACACCUGGCGCCACUCAAUCCGCUCCUGCUACGUCAGGGUGAUUUCUACCUUCAAGUGGAGUCCUGGGAAGAGCAGUCUGUCCACAUGACACUCAAGUGUCUCUCCUCAGACCUCCGUGAGGUAGACAAGAAGCCGAUUCCUGAGUCUUCCUACUCUCUGAUUUUCACCCCAGAAUGGUUGGAGGCCAUCAACAGUGACUUUGAGGGACGUCCCUUACACAACUGUCUCGUGGCUUCAGAAAAUGGGGUCACGCCUGUGCCUUGGACCAGGAUUACCAGUCCAGAGUUUGUAGAUGACAGACCCCCAAUAGUGAAGGUCCCUUCCUCAGAUGGGCACUCCUGUCCACUAGAUACUCUCCAGCUGAGCAACCCCCAGGAGCCAUACCAGGAUAGCGACUUGGGCAGCAAGGAGUCUGUGGCCCAGAGCUGCGGUAAGGAUAAAGGGAAGUUGUCUGGGGACAAGUAUCCUCGGCUCAUCAAGGUGGAGUCAGCAAGGCCAGGGCAGAUGGCCUUCAGGAUAGACAGUGAGGCCAGCCAGAGCCUGGAGGGGGACUAUGUGGCUCUCGUGGGCUUUCCCCCAGAGUAUAGAGGGGCAUCUCCAGUCAGCGAAGUAGUGACAUUCAGUCUGGACACUCAAAGGACACAGGAGACAAGAUCCAGAACUAAGGGGGCACCUUUGCUUGGAAAGGUCCUCCCUCUCUCGGGGCCUGCUGGGGCACUUCCUUUGGGAGAAUGGGCAUGUGCAAAGCCAGCAGGCUCAGGGGAGAAGCCCUGUAGCAGGGGCUCAAGGAGAAAGUCCAGGCAUAAAGCAUCUGGCCAUACUGCAGUAGGACAGACACAGCAGCCCCAUGCAAGUGUCCCAGAGAAGUUGCUGGACUGUACCUCUGGCCUGGUGGAAGACACUGAAGAAGAACCAGCAGCCUCCAAGAUGCAAAAGCCUUUGGGAAUGCCAGAAGCUGUAGUCCAGCUCAGGCCUGGGGCACAACAAGCAUUCCCUCCCCUCCUGGCUUCAGCUGGCCCUGUAGCCCCAGCAUCUGAGACAAAGACAGAGGAGGUCAUACCCGGACAUGGUAGAGCUUCUAAGCCUGAGGACUGCCUCAGUAAGAACACCUCCUUUCAUGGCUCCCCAGCUCCUGGUAUCCAGUUCACCUACUUGAAAGAACAGAGGGCACCCCUUGUGACCCCCGAGAAGACCCUACUCCAGCAUACCAGGCCUUGGAAGGCCCUGUGCCCCCUCAACUCUCUGCAGCCCUGUGGAGCCAAGACCCUAGGCAAAGAUGGAACAGCUCUCCCUACAACAGCUGGCUCAGGCACGCUGUCUGGGGAGCCGCCUGGCUUCCGGAGAGAUUCUGCAGGUCCCCCAGGAGGAGGACUUCGCCUGGAGGAGUGUUCUAGGCCUAAGCCCAGGAUUGGGACUCUGGGAGCCAAGCUUCUCCACUCCAGGAUAGCCUGCCUGCCAGGUGGUAGGGACAAGGUGGGGCGGCCACUGCUUCUGGUGUCGACCACAAAGGAAGCCUGGGAGGCACCAUGGUGUACUGCCUCAGAGGUCACCGAGUUGCUCUCCUACUUAUGCAGUGUUCCUAGGCUGGAAGAUAAAGCCAAGGGGCUACUGGUGGUGAUUGAUGCCAGGAAAGGAGCCCAGAAGCCUGGUCUUGUCAGUGCCCUGCAGAGCAUACAGGCUCUGGCUCCGGCCUCCAUCAGUAAAGUGAUCCUCCUGGGGGAGAAGGCAUCCGUUCUCCAGCUACCUGUACUAUCUGUUCAGGUGGAGGUAGUGACCUCACUGAAGGCCCUCAGAAGCCACGUGGACCCUAGCCAGUUGCCAGAGGCUCUGGAGGGUCCCUUUCCCUACCACCACAGGGUGUGGGUACAGUUCUUCCAGAAGCUGGACCCGUUCCUCAAUGACCUUCACCAGGUCUCAUCCCUGCUGCAGGCUUCCAUCCAUGAGUUUGAGAAGGGUGACCCCCCUGGUGGGGUGCAGGAGGCUACCAGGUGCCUGAGCAAGUCCAAGGAGCUGAUGGAGAUUGUGCUGAGGGACCCGGGCCUGCUGGCUCUCCAGAGAGAAGGAGGAACUACUCUGGCCAGCUUGCAGCAGGAGGCCAGCGGGCUAAAUGCUAACCCUGAUGUCAGGAGCCAUCUGACCGAGGCUGCUGCCCUGUACAACCUUGUGGAUGGUCAGCUUCAUGACUUAGUCACUGCGUCCAAUCAGCUCCUCCGAAGGCUAGAGCUCCGUGUCCGCCUGGGUCACCUGGAAACUGCCAUCCAUCAGGUCAGUGACUGGAUGGGGGGAGAAGGCAGCCAGUGUCUGCAGGCAUUUGCUCCUGUGGAUAUAUGUGCGGAGACAGUAGAGAAAGUCCAUGCCGAGUUUGAGGAUUUCUUCCUGCAGGUUGCGGCCCAGUACCGCCAGGGCCUGGAACUGUCCAAGCAGGCGGCCCAGCUGGGAGCUGCAGAGGAAGGGGCAGGUGAGACAGAGCUCCCAGACCUGGCGGCCUUCACCUCCACCCAACAGGCCUUCCAAGCCAGGCUGACACACUUCUACAUGGCAGCUGAGAGGCAGCGCACUGACCUGGAGACCCUGCUCCAUCUCCACCGCUUCAGAAGGAAGAUGUCUCGGUUCCACACAGACUGCCAGAACCUGCUAACCCAGCUCAGGCUGGGCAAGGCUGUGAAGUCCAGCCCCGGGGACAAGCUCCACCUCCGCCUCCACUGCUACCUGAAACGCCUGGCUUCUGAGUUCCAGACAGAGAAACUCCUGGCCAUGAAGCUCCAGGUGGCCUCCUUGAGCCAGCCUGGCCUGGGUCAGGAAUUAUGGGAAGAGGCCCAGGAGCGACACCAGGAGAUCCAGAGCUUGCUGAGGAAGGCACUAGCUUACUGCCCAUGUCCAGAGGUUCCUGCUGCCCACUCGGCACACAUAGACCGAAGCAGGCCAGCAACUAAGGGUCAGGGUCUGCCUAGAGAAGUGGGUUACAAAUGGGACAGGUCUCUACAGGACUCUCUGGCUGUGGAUCAUGUGUUCAAAUCCCAACGGUCUCCCCGAACCCCUCAGGGGAAGCAGAGCAGAAACAUGUGGGAAAGCCUGCUAUCCCCAGAACCUGGCCAGUCUGUGGACGCUGAGGAAGUUAAGGGUACCCCUAAGCUCCCUGAUCCCACCCUGGAGCGGGUCCUCACCUCCCUCUUCUCCUGGCCCCACCUUCCCAAGCAGAGCAAGGCCUCCGGUCCAACUGGGGGCAGCUUUUCCUCAGAAGGGACGGACUCACAGACAUCCCUGGAGGACUCGUCCCACACAAGCCCUCCUGUGUCCCUCUAACUGGAUCUGAAACCACACCAGCUCCAGGGCCUGGGAUAGGAUGGACAGAAAGGUUCUUCAGAGCCCAUGACACCCCUUCAAACAUGGCGGUGGGGCAGUGUUAGGAGGACCAUCUUCCUUCCGGCUUCAGAAAACUCCAAGACAAUGGAUUGUUACCCACACAGAAUAGCGUGUGUGGGAAUUAGAAUCCAGACUCAAUAAAAGAACAUUUUUU
Molecule: messenger RNA, 3922 nt
Organism: Grammomys surdaster
Lineage: Eukaryota; Metazoa; Chordata; Mammalia; Rodentia; Muridae
Product: KIAA1755 ortholog
Exons: 14
Coding region: 136-3708 (1190 amino acids)
Source: RefSeq, a predicted model, not a curated record